Molecule: messenger RNA, 1927 nt
Organism: Neohortaea acidophila
Lineage: Eukaryota; Fungi; Ascomycota; Dothideomycetes; Mycosphaerellales; Teratosphaeriaceae
Product: glucose-6-phosphate isomerase
Exons: 2
Coding region: 188-1849 (553 amino acids)
Biological process (GO): glucose 6-phosphate metabolic process; gluconeogenesis; glycolytic process
Cellular component (GO): cytosol
Molecular function (GO): glucose-6-phosphate isomerase activity; monosaccharide binding; carbohydrate derivative binding
Source: RefSeq, a predicted model, not a curated record
CAUGGUGGGGCAGUUGACGUCUACGGAUGGCAACGGAUUUCAACGGGAAACAUUUUCACCGGAACGUGUCCUUCCACUUCCUCCUCUCCCUUUAUACAACACCCAUUCCGCCUCUCCUCCUCACCCUUGACCUUUUCACCACCUUCAACCACUCAUCACUCUCCCUAUCCCAUCACACGCGCCCAAAAUGCCCGGCUUCUCCCAAGCAAUGGAGCUUCCGGCGUGGAAGACGCUGCAAGAGCACCACGAAAAACUCGGGCGCGGCAUGGUGCUCAAGAGCGAGUUUGAAAAAGAUCCCCAGCGCUUCGCCAAGUACAGCCGCACGUUUGCCAACACUGCCGACAAUUCCGAGAUCCUCUUUGAUUUCAGCAAAAACUUCCUCACCGAUGAUACCCUGCCCAACCUGGUGAAGCUGGCGCAGGAGGCGAAGCUCGAGGAGCUGCGCGACGCCAUGUUCAAGGGGGAGAAGAUCAACUUUACUGAGAACCGUGCCGUGUACCACGUGGCGCUGCGCAAUGUCAAGAAUGAGCCGAUGGCUGUCGAUGGCGAGUCGGUGGUCGAGGGCGUUAACGAGGUGCUACAGCACAUGAAGGAGUUCUCCGAGCAGGUGCGCAGCGGAGAGUGGAAGGGGUACACCGGCAAAUCGAUCGACACCAUUGUCAACAUUGGCAUCGGCGGGUCGGACUUGGGCCCGGUGAUGGUCAGCGAGGCGCUCAAGCCGUAUGGCAAGCAAGGCAUGAAGCUGCACUUUGUCUCCAACAUUGACGGCACGCACAUCAAGGAGGCCGUCAAGGAGAGCAAUCCCGAGACCACCCUGUUCCUCAUUGCCAGCAAGACCUUCACCACCGCCGAGACCGUCACCAACGCCAACACGGCCAAGAAGUGGUUCCUGCAGAGCGCAAAGGAGUCCGACAUUGCCAAGCACUUUGUCGCCCUCAGCACCAACAAGAGCGAGGUGGAGAAGUUUGGCAUCGACAGCAAGAACAUGUUUGGCUUCAGCGAUUGGGUGGGCGGCAGAUACUCUGUCUGGUCUGCCAUUGGCCUCUCGGUGUGCCUGUACAUUGGCUACGACAACUUCCAUCAGUUCUUGGCCGGUGCAAACGCCAUGGACCACCACUUCCGCACCGCUCCGCUCGAGCAGAAUAUCCCGGUGAUUGGAGGGUUGUUGAGUGUGUGGUACUCGGACUUUUUCGGCGCCCAGACUCAUCUUGUUGCCCCCUUCGAUCAAUACAUGCAUCGCUUCCCCGCCUACCUCCAACAACUCUCCAUGGAGUCCAACGGCAAGGCCAUCACCCGCAGCGGCGACUACGUCAAGUACACCACCGGUGCCAUCCUCUUCGGCGAGCCGUGCACCAACGCGCAGCACUCCUUCUUCCAGCUGCUGCACCAAGGCACCAAGCUCAUCCCCGCCGACUUCAUCCUCGCCGCCGAAUCCCACAACCCCACCGACGGCGACCUGCACCAGAAAAUGCUGGCCAGCAACUACUUUGCGCAGGCCGAGGCGCUCAUGAUUGGCAAGACGCCCGACGAGGUUAAGAGCGAGGGCGCGCCUCCCGAUCUGGUGCCGCACAAGGUCUUCCUCGGUAACCGGCCGACGACCUCCAUUCUCGCGCAAAAGAUUACCCCGGGAACGCUCGGCGCGCUCAUCGCCUACUACGAGCACGUCACUUUCACCGAGGGCGCGAUCUGGAACAUCAACUCGUUUGAUCAGUGGGGUGUGGAGUUGGGCAAGAGCUUGGCCAAGGCGAUUCAGAAGGAUCUGGACACGCCGGGCGAGGUCAAGGGGCAUGAUGCCAGCACGAGCGGGUUGAUCAAUGCGUUUAAGCAAAAGGCGAAGCUGAAUGCAUGAAUGCAUGGUAGUGGGAAGUUGUGAUGUGCAGUGUUUAAACAUGUUUAAUUGAAAGCAUGCGUUUCAAUCCAAACGAGA